Messenger RNA from Sclerotinia trifoliorum, 1380 nucleotides. The record is from the annotation of a GenBank genome assembly. NCBI's taxonomy places the organism in Eukaryota, Fungi, Ascomycota, Leotiomycetes, Helotiales, Sclerotiniaceae.
CUGUAGAGAAUAGAUGCGGGAUAAAGUUAUCAACCGAUAGGAGAAGAUAAAUAAAAUAAUAUAUUUGCAUACGGGAAAACAUGAUGGAUGGUAGAAUUUCGCUGUUGCUUUCAGGCUAAAUUGCUCUCGUCCUAGUAUCCAUUGAAGAUCACUAUUUUUAUUGCCGAACAUAUUCAGGGGGUUAGUGUUGUCGGUAUAUUGUCGUCUUAUUAGUAAAUUUUGUCUGAGAUUCACCACAACUUUUGCUUUCCCCCCGCACCUUCGUUAUGGUGCCGGAAGUCAAUACUGCUUUGAAAAAAUCAAACUCUUCUACAAUAUAUUAGAACACUCGCCCACUAUAUUCAUCCUUGAUGGGAUUACCAAGUCACUGACUAUCCAGAUCUAGAAACCAUGACGAAGAAGCUCGGCCUUCAAGCGUUCCUACGCAGAGAGGUCAUCAAAGCUAAGCUUCAGGUAUCCGCAGAAAAUGAAAUCCCAAGUCCUUCAAAGAAAACUUCCAUGUCAAUUUCUCGCCCAAUAACCUAUCAAGAGCCAGAAAGGAACACCUUUCGUGAAAUAUUUGGCGACAGCGAAGAAGACUAUGAAAAUCCCAUGGAAAGGUUCAGAAGCUCAAAGACGCCCUUAGCAGUCAAAAAUGGGGUGAAACCAAAGACUGAAGUAAGGUUACGGAUUGAGGAACUCAGAAAGCAACUCAUCGCUGUGAUUUACACUUCUUUUAAAGAACCCAGUGAAAGAGCUAUCAUUGCUAGAGAGCGCGAUCGUCUUUUGCGAUCAAUAGAGCGUUUAGAAGCUCAAGAGCGAAGAGAGAAAGAUAAUGCACGUCGAGGUAUGCAUUAUCUCGCUUGAUAUUACGAAUGUUAUGAUAUUAAUAAAUCGAAUAGCUACUGGAAGUGUCCCCGAGCCCAUCUCUGAGUUUGAGAAAAGGCAGCAGCAGAAAGAAAUCGAAUUGGUGAGGAAAGCCCUUGCCGGGGAAGAAGUAAGGCCUGCACCACACCCUCAUUGUCCAUAUUAAUUAUCCGCAUUCGCUAAAUCAAAUGCCGCCCCAGAAGAUUAAAUCAUCCAUUAAACGUCCCAUACGCCCACUUGAUGACGAUCCAGAUGGCGAGACUCGAAAAAUGUUAGGGUUACCAUUGAAAAGACGCAAGCUCGAAAAGACAGGUAAAUGGACAGAUGAUCUUCGUCAUGCCAUUCCGAAGCUGAGGUAUAAGGACUAUGGAGUUGAGGAGUUGAAGGGAAUUCUGUUAUGUGGGGCGACUGAAGACCAAAAGGAAUGGUUGUGGAAGUGGUUUAGCAGAUUAGAUGCGAAAGUCACUACUGGCGGAGGACUGAGAGGCUAUGGAAAGAAAACAAAUUUGUAACAAAAAGGUGGUUGGCUGAACU